AUGGCUGCCAUGUCGGGUUCCGCGCGGGUCGAACAGGCUGGCAUCGUCGGAUUCAGAAGCAAACUCGUACGAGCGUCCCGUCUCGACGACGCCGCGUGCGAUGUCGACGCUUCGCGCCCCACGGUCACCCGCCGUGAGGCUUUCUCGUCUCUCGCGGCGCUCGGCGCGAUGAUGAUCGGGGCGGCGGAGGUGGCGCACCCCGCCCCGGCUCUCGCCGCCUACGGGGCGGACGCGGGGGGAUCCACCGCGGCGGUUUCCGGCGAGGACGUCACCUGGAGCACGUUCUACGGAGCCGCCGCGCCCCCGGCGACUUACGGCUACCUCGGCGGGACCACCAAGGACAAGGCGAAGUACUCCUACGAGGUCCCGUCCGACUGGGUCGAGGAGGCCCCGAGCAAGGUGGAGAAGGGCGCCGGAGGCCAGGAUUCCCGAUGGGUCAAGACCGGAAGCCGAGGGGCGAUCAACGUGAAGUGUCUGACCCUGAACCGCGCGGGCGAGGACGGAGCCGCGUUUGGGCUCACCGACAAGGCCCUCCAGGCCAUCGCGGGCGCCGACAGCAAGCUCCAGGAGUCCAUCAACAGCGGAACCGUCUCCUCGGCCAAGUCGGGCGACUUCGUGACGUUCACAAUCUCGGGCGGAACUGGCGGCGACUACGCCGUGAAGAUCACCAUCGACAACACCGGCCGUCUGUUCGCGUUCGUCGCGUCCACGCCGAGCGAUAAGUACAAAGGGGAGACCAAGAAGACCCUGGACAGGAUGGUCGGGAGCUUCAGGACCUACGAGUCCGUCUCACAGUUUGUGUGA
Molecule: messenger RNA, 804 nt
Organism: Micromonas commoda
Lineage: Eukaryota; Viridiplantae; Chlorophyta; Mamiellophyceae; Mamiellales; Mamiellaceae
Exons: 2
Coding region: 1-804 (267 amino acids)
Source: RefSeq, a predicted model, not a curated record